Aspergillus versicolor CBS 583.65 is the source of this 1431-nucleotide messenger RNA. RefSeq lists its product as uncharacterized. The transcript is spliced from 3 exons. The coding region runs from base 1 to 1431 and encodes 476 amino acids. The record is from RefSeq and is a predicted model, not a curated record. NCBI's taxonomy places the organism in Eukaryota, Fungi, Ascomycota, Eurotiomycetes, Eurotiales, Aspergillaceae.
AUGUCUUCUACCUAUGACCUGAUCAUUGUCGGCUCCGGUUUCGCCGGGUGCAUGACGGCGCUCAACUUCCUCGAAACAGCCAAGAGACUCAACAAGCCCGCUCGCGUGGCUCUUAUCGAAGCCGGGAAGAAGGGAGAGCGCUGCGGAGCCUCCCGAUGGACUGGGGCGUACUUGCGCCUCGAUAAGAACCUGAAUUUUGACGAGGACUGGAUGCAGGAAAUGAUCCAGGUUAGCAAUGGCCAGGCGGACCUGGAGUAUUGCCGGAAGCUUGCACAGGAAGCAAAGACGACGGCGGAGUAUGUGGAGGACCAUGGAGUUAACUUUAUCAGACAUAAAGAGGAGAAUGUCUUGCUUGAGUUCAAGACAGACCAGCAUUUUGUCAUGCCAGAUGGUGGAGGCUGGGCCAUUAUCAAGGCUCUCAUGAAGCACAUCGAGCAGUAUGAUAACUGUGAUGUCCACUGGGAGACUGAAGCCCGCUCGCUCUUGUCUGAUAAACAAGGACGUAUCAACGGAGUGGAAGUCCGCAGAUCGACGGGAUUAUUGGAAAGGCUUUAUUCUCAAGACGUGAUGCUUGCAAGUGGCGGCUUCGAAGGGAACCGUGAAAUGCUUGCAAAGUAUGUCGGCCCAAAAACCCACGAGCUACAGCUGAUAGCCCCCGGCCUGAAAUACAAUCGAGGCCAGGGUCUGCGAAUGGCUCUAGACAUGGGUGCCGACGUUGCUGGCUCGUUUGAUGCCAUUCACUCGGAGCUGGUUGAUACUCGCGCCACGAAGCCAGAUGCGGUGAUAUGGGGCCAUAACUAUGGAAUAGUGAUGAAUGAGAACUGCGAGCGGUUCUACGAUGAAGGGAAACGCCAUCUCUUUGCAACAUUCGAGAUGAUUGCUUUGGAGCUUUGGCGGGAUCACAAUAAUAAGGGCUAUUUCGUCACUGACUCUACCGUGAUGAACCGGUUUCGACCAGGCUGGGUUUAUGAAAGUACUGACCAAGAGCCUGUUCAAGCCCAGUCUCUUCCAGAGCUUGCAAAGAAACUCGGCGCAGACCCUGAUAAGUUUGAACACACUAUUACAGAGUUCAAUGCUGCCUGUAAUGACAAGGAGUAUGACCUGAUGAAGCUGGACGGCAAAGCAACCACCGGCCUCAAAGUCAACAAGACGAACUGGGCCAACCCCUUGGACUCCGCACCUUACUACGCAUUCCCAAUCACUACUCAACUCACGUUCACUUUUGGCGGCAUCAAGGUCAAUACAGAGUCCCAAGUCCUAGCCACCAAUGGAGCCCCCAUCCCGGGCCUGUGGGCUGCCGGAGAACUGACCGGUCUUUACUACAACGAAUACCCUCCUGCCACCUCUGUUCUGCGCUCGUUGACCUUUGGUCGCCUGGCGGGAGCUGCCCUUGCGAAAAGACUGAACGGCUCUGAGCGCUCAUCUCUUUAA